This is a messenger RNA of Salvia miltiorrhiza (redroot sage), 2695 nucleotides long. Its product is annotated as pentatricopeptide repeat-containing protein At3g07290, mitochondrial-like. The coding region runs from base 1 to 2589 and encodes 862 amino acids. The transcript has 2 exons. Gene Ontology annotation, molecular function: protein binding. The record is from RefSeq and is a predicted model, not a curated record. NCBI's taxonomy places the organism in Eukaryota, Viridiplantae, Streptophyta, Magnoliopsida, Lamiales, Lamiaceae.
AUGUUGCUUCGCGCUUUCAGAGCUCAACCCCUCUCGCAUAAACCCCAUUUCCGCGCCCUUCAGUCGCUCGCGCCGCUUUGCGCAGCUGCAGCGGCUCGCCCAUUUUCAUCUAACGACGCCGUUUCCGACGUCUCAGCCCUGAUCAAGAAGCCCAAUUGGGAGAAGAGCGCUCGCUUAGAAACCCUAGCUUCUCACUUGAGCCCGCACUCGGUUUCCAGAGUCAUAGCCGCCCACAGCGGAGAUAUCCCACUCUGCCUCACUUUCCUCAAAUGGGUAUGCCAAAAAUCGACGUAUUGCUACGAUUUAGACAGCAGAAUUCAACUUCUGAAAACGAUGGCGUCGGAUAAUUUGUGGGGGGUUUCGCAUAAGGUGCUGAUUUUUUUGAUUAAAGAGUGCUGCACUUCUCAAGAUGAUCUGUUAAAGCUAAUUCACGCUAUUGAGGAAAUGCGGGAAAAUCUAGGGUUUCGGAUUAAUUAUCCUUGUUAUAGUGUGCUCUUGAUGCGUUUGGCUAAAUUAGACUUAGGUUUGAUCGCGUUUUCGGUGUUCAAUAGAAUGUUGGAAGAUGGUUUUGUUGCGGGCGAAAUUGAUUAUAUGGCGCUUGUGAAUGCUCUGUGUAAGAAUGGGUUUGUGCUUGCUGCUGAAAUGUUUGUUUCCACGGUUGUGAAGCUCGGAUUCGCGUUGGAUGUUCGCCUCUGCACGUCUCUAGUCUUGGGCAAUUGCAGAGCUCGUGAAGUUGAUGAAGCCUUCAAGGUGUUUGCUGUAAUGUCGGGAGAGGGGGGUUGUGGCGUUAACAGUGUGACGUAUACGAUCCUUGUCCACGGUCUGUGUGAAGAGGGGAGGUUAGACGAGCUAACGUGUGAUAGAGGGUUGAUGGAUCGAGCAUUUGGUUUGCUCGAUGAGAUGAUGAGGGAAGGGUGCAAGCCUAAUGUUUACACGUAUACUGUGCUCGUUGAUACGUUGUGUAGAGAGGGGAGGGUUCAGGAGGCGAAUGGGAUGUUUAGGAAGAUGCUGGGAGAUGGAUUGAGCCCUAGCGUUGUGACUUACAAUGCACUGAUAAAUUCCUAUUGUAAAGAAGGGCGCGUGGUUCUUGCUUUCGAGUUGCUCGGGCUCAUGGAGAGGAGGCGGUGCAAGCCUAAUAUACGGACGUAUAACGAGCUGAUGGAAGGGUUGUGCAACAUUGGUAGGUCUCACAAAGCAGUGGAGCUGUUGAGAAAGGCUAUAAACAAUGGCCUCUUUCCAUCUAAAGUAACCUUCAAUAUUCUGAUUUCCGGGUUCUGUAGGUUAGGUCAGCUAGGUAUGGCUCUCGAGAUUCUGCAUUCUAUGAGCUCGAUUGGGGUUGAACCUGAUCAGUUCUCUUACACUGCAUUCAUCGACAGCCUCUGCAAGAUGGGGAGACCCGAGCAAGCGUGUGUUUUCUUGGGGCUCAUUGUAAAGAAAGACGUUCCUGUUGAUGAAGUGACCUUAACUGCUCUUAUCCACGGCUACUGCAAGACGGGGAGCAGUAGAUACGCGAUCAUGCUCUUGGAACGAAUGGUUGGGGAUCGGUGUUUAGCUAGCCCACAUGCUUUCAAUGUAUUUCUUGAUGUUCUUGACAGAGAAGGUAAGCUAGUUGAAGGAGAUGCUAUGUUGGGGAAGAUGUUGAAGCACGGUUCAGUUCCAUCCGUCGUCACUUACACAUUGUUGGUUGAUGGGCUCUGUCGAGCAGGUGACACGGCCGCUUGCUUGGUGAUGUUGGAACGUAUGAAGGAGGCCGGCUGCCCCCCAAACGUCUACACGUACACGACAGCCAUCAACGGCCUUUGCCAGCGUGGGGAGUUUGAGGGCGCGGAGAAUCUUGUGGUUGAAAUGUCUAGGGCUGGAGUAUCGCCAAAUGCAGUUACAUAUGGUUUGCUUGUCAAGUCAUACGUUGCAGCUAGGCGUUUGGACCGUGCUUUUGAGCUCGUUCGGACAAUGUUCGAGGAGGGCUGUCGACCAAGCAACCAGACCUACACCGCGUUGCUUGCUGGGAUUCUCGCGCUUGAAGCUGCAGAUUGUGAUGGAGCAGGGGAGUUUGGUGGUGAUGAACAUAAACCCUCUCACUUGCUGUUUAUGGAAAUCGGGAUCAGCCACGCGUGGCUGCUUCUACGCAGAAUCACAGACUGCGGUGGCGACCCUUCUGAUGCAUCCGGCUUUCUGAUCACGGGCCUGACCGGAGCCGGGAGGAUAUCAGAAGCCGGUGUGCUUAUACAGCAAAUGGUGAGCUCGGGCCUCGCUCUCGACAGCGAUGCCUGUGCUAGCAUGAUCACGCAGUUGUGCAGGCGCGAUGAGCACGUCCGUGCUCUUGCGUGGAUCAGGAGGCUCGUUGCCUACGGUCACGACCCGUCUCUCGGAGCAGUAAGCUCCGUGAUCGUCGGGCUUCGGAAGGAGGGGAGGAUUCAAGAAGCUGAAUCUCUGAUAUCUGAGGUUGUGAGGAAUGCUGGUGUUGAGGAUCAAGCAGUGAUCUUACCAUAUAUUGGUUUUUUGGUGAAGGGAGAGGAAGAGUCUUGUCAUUUUCAUGAGAUUUUGGACUUGAUUGAACAAAUGGGGUCCAAGGAGAGACCAAUUCUUUAGUAGUUUGAUUUCAACUAAUGCAGAGUAGGAAAUGGUUCAAGAUUAGUUAAUAUUGAAGCUAUAUUUUAGUCAUUUGACUUAUAAAAAUAUGAUUUUUUUUUUUUUU